AGACAAAUGAAAUUCAUGUGGCGAACACUUUUACUCACUGCGGUUCUCUUUAUUUCCAUCACAUCGGCAUGCAACAAAAAUGGAGAAGGAUGUUUGUGUAAGUAGAAUGGAGAAUGCAUUGGAAGAUUUCAAACGAAUAAGAGCACAAUUUGUUCAGAGAAAAGUGCUUAAAUAUGAGUUUGAACUUUUCACGAAAUUCGAAAAUCACACGAGACAUGUUUGGGGGCUCUAUCAACAAGCAAUCGUUGGUGACGUCAAUGUACCCAAACUGAAUUACAUGGAGAUCGAUGAAGGGGAAAAAUCAUGGAUGUGGAGAUGGAUCAAUGGAAAUGAAAAGUGGCAUGCUUGGAAUAAGUGUAGAGGAUUGACAAAAGAAGAAGCGUCGGAACAAUAUGUGGAAGCUGUUCAAAAGCUGAAAAUUGAUAUUCAACAACUUCUAAUCAACUGGAAAAUCGAGAUCAGUAACGAGCCAACUGCCGCGAUGAAUAAUAAUAUCAAUAAUAUCGCUUAAAGUUACUUUAAUGAUUAUUUGCAAAUAUUAAAAAAAUAUUUAUUUUU
Molecule: messenger RNA, 558 nt
Organism: Caenorhabditis elegans
Lineage: Eukaryota; Metazoa; Nematoda; Chromadorea; Rhabditida; Rhabditidae
Gene: acbp-7
Product: ACB domain-containing protein
Exons: 4
Coding region: 107-511 (134 amino acids)
Molecular function (GO): fatty-acyl-CoA binding
Source: RefSeq, marked reviewed